AACAAGACGAUAGAAUGAAGGGAUUUCAAGUCUAGAUGUUCAUUUGUGCUACCUGCCCUUCCUGUUACCGUGCCUAUUCUUCAUGUCCUCCGCGCGACUUACUGAUCAACAGCACCGCCACAGCACAAGUACUCGUAAUUCGAACGUCGCAUGCAUUCCGCUGCAAAAUGGCCCAAACUCGCCGGGCCAAAAUCGCCAGGCCAAUCAAAAUCCCACCGCCGUCCCUCUAUACUUUUGACUCCCUCCGCCCAGACAUCCGAAAAGACAGACUCCGGCUUAAGGCCGGAUGCAAUAUCUACAAAAAGUUAUACUCAAGGAGAAUGCCGCACCUUCCUUUCCAAGACCAAUCCGCCAACUCACUUACUCGGUGCACUUUGAAAACAAAACAAAACCAAAUCUAUGUGUGGGUGGUGCAUAUGCGAGAUUGUCGGGGGAAAGGACAGGCGGGCAAGGUAUCAUCGCAUCUACAGCGUCAUAGUGUCAUGGCGUCGUGAAGGAUAAAUGCACAGAAGGAUAAAGAAACAGUCAGCUAAUGCUGGGGCAGACCCUGCCGCUGCGACCGGCCCUGCAUGCCUGCUCUCUAACAGGAAAU
Molecule: messenger RNA, 592 nt
Organism: Aplosporella prunicola CBS 121167
Lineage: Eukaryota; Fungi; Ascomycota; Dothideomycetes; Botryosphaeriales; Aplosporellaceae
Exons: 1
Coding region: 36-494 (152 amino acids)
Source: RefSeq, a predicted model, not a curated record